This is a messenger RNA of Papilio machaon (common yellow swallowtail), 2102 nucleotides long. RefSeq names its product ADAMTS-like protein 4. The coding region runs from base 223 to 2100 and encodes 625 amino acids. Lineage: Eukaryota; Metazoa; Arthropoda; Insecta; Lepidoptera; Papilionidae. Gene Ontology annotation, molecular function: metalloendopeptidase activity. The record is from RefSeq and is a predicted model, not a curated record. Gene Ontology annotation, cellular component: extracellular matrix. Gene Ontology annotation, biological process: extracellular matrix organization. The transcript is spliced from 11 exons.
GGGCUAAAAGCAUACAUAAACAUCAAGGUUUACAGCCAUCUUAAAGGGAUCGAAUUUAAUAAAAAAAUAUUGUAAAUAAAAAAACUAAUACAUCUUGUACAGACUAAAAUGAACCGUGUUUACGAAAUGCAAGUGUUUGUUCAAGUGAAAAUUUGUGUGUAACUACGUUGUUAUAAUAAAAUAUAAACUUUUAUCAUAAUUAACCUUGGAUUCGUCAACGACAUGGUGUCCUGUUUCACCAUUGUUGCUAUAUGUUUCAUUUGGGCGGUGGGCCGGGAGUCGGUACUGGCGCUGGCGGCCAACCGCGAGCUGCGGUGCGGCCGGAGGCUUGUGACGGGGUUGUUCACGCGGCCGCGACUGCCGCUAGGCUACUCGCACGUUGCCACCGUGCCGCGCGGCGCCUGUCGCCUCAACUUCUCCGAGAUUCUGCCCAGUGACAACUAUAUUGCUUUGAAAAUGACAAAUGGAUCGUAUGUAAUAAACGGAGAGUUCGCCAUUAGCACGCCCGGCACAUACGACGCAGUCGGCGCUCGGUUUAUAUAUUCAAGAGUACGGGGUCUCGACUCUAUCUUCACGCUUGGACCUAUCCACCAUCCUAUUGAUAUCAUGGUUUUAUACACGGUGCCAAAUCCUAAUAUUAAAUACGAAUAUCUAACGGAUUCUCUACCAGGAGAUAUAAAUACAGAAGAACCAACAACCAAAUUAAGUUCUAUCGAUACUCAAGGCACGGUAACUGCAAAACAUACUAGAAGACAUCACGGUUAUGAUAGUUACCCGAAAUUUAUUGUUGAUAACAUGCAUCCAGAUGUUGUUGGCUUGUCGAAAGAAAAUACAAUAGCGAAAAAAGGUAUAGAUGAAAAUAUAGUUGGAACAAGGAGAUUCGUGUGGAAGAUUCUAUCUUAUACCCACUGUACUAGAACUUGUGGCGGUGGAAUCCAGGUGGGCAAAUAUCGCUGUGUAGAAGAAACCACAGACGGAGUGGAUAGGGAGAUAUCACCGGUCCAUUGCUCGGGAUCUGCCCCAUCAGGAAAGAGACGUCGUUGUGGCAUGAUUUCUUGCCCGCCGAGGUGGAGGGCCGCCGCCUGGUCUCCGUGUCCAACAUGUGGGCCGGCUAAUCGAACCAGAAUCGUUGGAUGCGUGCAAGAUCAUUCGAGAGGAAUUACAAAGGUCAAUGAUGAUAAAUGUUCUCUGGAAAAGCCAGUUACGAGUGAAAAAUGCAAUGUGCCGGAUUGUCCAAAAUAUAGUACUCUGGAAUCUAAACAUGUCAUACGACUGAACGAAGAUACGGACACGUUUCGAGAAGGUCCCGUCUAUACAAUUUCAGUGAACAACUCCGAAACCGAUCUCGGACCCGAGUAUAGAUUAAGUGCUUCUGCUGGAUGGCUUUCCUCUGACUGGUCACAGUGCGUUGGAUGGUGCGUCGGUGGCGGCUUACAGACCCGCAGUGUGCGGUGCAGCGACCCGUCUGGUUGUUCACCGCAAAUAUCACCAGACGUAAGAAGAAAUUGUACUGCGAAAGUAACGUGUGUCCCUCAUGAGGGACAUUGGUUUACAGGAGAAUGGUCGUCUUGCUCGGCUCCAUGUGGUGGCAAACAGAUCCGCGGCGUGCUUUGCAUCGGUGAAACUGGCAGGCAUCUGAGAGACUCCGCUUGCAAAGACCCAAAGCCGGCAAACGAACGCGACUGCGGUGAAUGCGCGCCUGUAUGGUACUACAGUGAAUGGAGUAAGUGCGUAGGAAACUGUUCGUUGAAGACGGGAGUCCAGCACAGGUCGGUGGUAUGCGCGCGUGGAAGGAACGGCGCCAACGAGGGCGAGUGCACCGCGCCGCGUCCUCCCGCGCACCGCCCUUGCGAUCCCAUAUGCCCCACUGACAACACAGCGGCAGCUGUACUUACUAGCCCUUCUCACAGAGUAGAUAAAUAUACUACAACUACGACUUCCUCCACAACUCAAACAAGCACUAUAGAUGGGAACGAUGAUAAAGAUUGCAUAGACAGGUUGAGUAACUGCGCGCUGGCCGUGCAGGCGCGCCUCUGUCACUACAUGUACUAUAUCAGGAACUGUUGCAACUCCUGUAUUAACAUUAUUGAUAUACAUUGAAG